Musa acuminata subsp. malaccensis (wild Malaysian banana) is the source of this 1493-nucleotide messenger RNA. Its product is annotated as 2-oxoglutarate-dependent dioxygenase 11-like. The record is from RefSeq and is a predicted model, not a curated record. NCBI's taxonomy places the organism in Eukaryota, Viridiplantae, Streptophyta, Magnoliopsida, Zingiberales, Musaceae.
UUGAGAAGACUGAAUCCACUACAAAGAGAUAAGCUUUUUGGUAGACAGCAAUGGUGGGCAGAUUAGUGGCUGAGAAGCAAGACAACCAAGCGAAGCUUCUCUCUCUAUAAAUGUUGUCGAAGCUGCUACCUGACCAAACCAACCGAGCUGAGAGGUGUCGGUCUUCGUAAGCGGUGUGUGUGCGCGCUUGCUUGCUUCGCGAGAUGGCCAAACCGAGCUUUCAGUGUCUGGGAACGUCCAUUGACGUACCGAACGUCCAAGCUCUUGCAGCUUCCAUCGCAAACCCGGCUGACGUCCCUCCUCGAUACGUCAGGCCGGAAGCCAAGGCUGAUCCAGUCGCUAGCGACGGCGACAGCGAGCUUCCGGUCAUCGAUUUCUCCAGGCUCCUCCAUCACCGUUUCUCUCGGGAAGAGUCUGCUAAGCUCCACCACGCCUGUGUAGACUGGGGCUUCUUCCAGUUGAUAAAUCACGGAGUUCCCGAUCAAGCGACGGAGAAGAUGAAGGCUGAUAUAGUAGAAUUCUUUAAGCUUCCCUUGGAAGAGAAGAAGGCAUUUGCGCAGUUGCCGAACAGCUUGGAAGGUUACGGCCAAGCCUUCGUCGUGUCUGACGACCAAAAGCUGGACUGGGCGGACAUGCUGACCCUCAUAACUCGACCACUGCAGUCGAGGAACAUCGAUCUCUGGCCCGCUCAACCUCUCACUUUCAGAGACUCUCUCUCUUGCUACUCCAUGGAGCUGAAGAGCGUGGCAGGAACUUUGCUGGAGGUGAUGGCGAAGAAUCUGGGGGUCGCACCGGAGGAGUUCUCUACUAUAUUUCAGGACCAACCGCAGGGAGUGAAGAUCAACUAUUAUCCCCCAUGUCCAAGAGCUGACGAGGUGUUGGGCCUCUCGUCACACACGGACGGCACCGGCUUGACGUUACUCCUACAUGUGAACGACGUUGAAGGACUCCAAAUCAGGAAGGGGGGGAAUUGGUUCCCGGUGAAGCCACUCCCCGGCGCUCUCACCGCUUACAUCGGUGAUAUCAUCGAGAUAUUGAGCAACGGUGUGUACAAAAGCCUCGAGCAUCGGGCGAUAAUAAACCUCAAGGAAGAUCGCGCCACGGUCGCUGCCCUCCAUGGGCCAAGAGAAGAUUCGGUGAUUGGUCCUCUUGCAGAGAUCGUGAAGGGAUGCAAGCCGAAGUAUGUGUCGAUGAGCUACGGAGAGUUCAUGAAAACUUACUUCUCCACAAAACCGGAAGGGAGGAGGCUCGUGGAAAGCCUCAUGCUAUAAAAUCCUAUAAUGUUAAGAAAGUUUAUAGUGUGUUGCUUGAACUUGAUAAUAAGUGUGUUUCCGGAUAACGCUAUCUACUUUAUCGAAGCAUCAAAUAAACAUAUAGUAUUGUGUAUAUGAAUCUUUGUAUGCUUAAAGUGAGUUGGCUUAGUGUUUGUUGAGUUAUUCGGAUUGGUUAAUGUAUUGUUGCAUAAGUAAUAAAUCUGAAUGUACAUUAUUUGA